AUGGGGAAUCAAUUCAUUUUUGGGAGGGCAUUUGGGUGGGUGAACUUCCUAUUGAUAGGGGCUUUUCCACUCUUAUAUAGAGUUGCUCAUUCUCAUAAUGUUUCCGUCGCUUUUGGUCUUUCAUUGUCUUAUUCCAUUUGUGAUAUAAGGGUGUGGAGCAUUCAUUCUUCUGGUGUUUUCUCGUGCAAAUCUUUUUAUGUUAAACUCAUUGAUAAGUAUGGAGUUCCUUUGUUUCCAUUCCACAAAACAAUUUGGAUAGCAUUUGUACCUUUUAAAGUGAACCUUUUUAUGUGGUCUUUCAUUCGCGGAAGCAUUAUUAUGACCAAUGGUUUAGUGGGUGAACCUGUUAAAGCAAAAGAUUUGCUUAGUGCAGUGAAGAACUUGGUUUGUUGUGAUGUUAAUAGACAUGCUGAAUCUCCACCAUUCCUAAUGAAUUUGUGGACUGUGGUUAAGAUCUCCCAACAGGCAAUUAUUGAUCUACUUCUAGACAUAAUGGUUGAAAGUUGCCAACACUCAGAAACCAGAUCUAGUGUGGAUUGUUAUGAUUCAAGUUUAAAACCUUCUGGGCAUGCCAAUGGAGAUGCCAGUGAAGGACAAUUUCUAAGGCAAAGUGGACCAGAAGAUUCUGGUCAAUCCGCCAAAUAUGAGACCUUGGCCUCUUGGGUGGAUGGAAGUAGCAGCAUGUGUGCAGUUGAGGGCUUGGAGGAGGAGAUAACCGAUAUACCCGAAAAAGCUAUUCUUGCACAACCUCCUUCAGAACUAUCUGCUAUAGCCCUUCUGAAGAUCAAUUCUAUUCAAGAUCUAAAGAUCAAGUGGCCUGAGCAGGCAGAUGAAAUCUUAGAUAUGAUAAUCAAUUCUCUGAAGGCUCUUGAUGGUACUAUUCCAAAAGGUGGUUUAAGGCCAAAUCAAUGGCUUGUAUCUGUACAUAAGAUUUCUCGUGCACUGGACAGAGCUCCAAAACACCUGCAGCCAGACCUAGUCACUUUGGUGCCCAGCUCGUUGAUCAUUCAGAUAAUCCACUUGCUGCAUCUGUGCUUCUAGAUCAACUAACUAAAC
Camellia sinensis is the source of this 1056-nucleotide messenger RNA. NCBI's taxonomy places the organism in Eukaryota, Viridiplantae, Streptophyta, Magnoliopsida, Ericales, Theaceae. The record is from RefSeq and is a predicted model, not a curated record.